Symsagittifera roscoffensis is the source of this 4590-nucleotide messenger RNA. RefSeq names its product dystrophin-like. Gene Ontology annotation, cellular component: plasma membrane. The coding region runs from base 1605 to 4535 and encodes 976 amino acids. The record is from RefSeq and is a predicted model, not a curated record. Lineage: Eukaryota; Metazoa; Xenacoelomorpha; Acoela; Convolutidae. Gene Ontology annotation, molecular function: zinc ion binding; protein binding. The transcript is spliced from 5 exons. Gene Ontology annotation, biological process: synaptic signaling.
UCAUUUCCUUACUUUGUGGUCAUUCGAUUUAUAUCGGUUUUAAAAUACUUGAACAUUUAUCUGUUUAAUUUUUACAGUUGAGAAAGCUCCUGAAUUUGAAGGAAUCGAUAUUUCAUCGGAUACAUGUGGUUCAUUGACUUCGUUUGAAGUACCCUUUUGAGUUCUUGGCUCUAGACCGUAUUGCGGAAGUUGAAUAGAUUAUACCAUUGAUUAGCUUGAGACAUUUACCAUCCCGAGAGGCUGAAAGAGAACUAAGUAGUCAAAAGGAAGAAAGGGAGGAAAGAAGUGGGAACAAUUGCAGCACUACUUCUAGUGGGAGCAUACACCAACACACACCAAUACCAAUACCAACAUCAACUGCAACUCCUAUAUACUCCUGGGACUCUAAUUCUCCAUUUGCCAGGGAACCCGGGAGAACACUUCCAGAAACCGAUUCCGACUCGACAAGUACAAUUAGAAGUCAGGAAGCAGACACUGCUACCACCAAGAAGAACCGUAUUCAAAGCAUAAAACAGCAGACGCCAACGUUCACUCACUUCCGUGCAUUUUCUCAACCAUCUCCGAGAAUCACUUCGGUCUCACACAAACCGAAACCUGAACCUCGAAAACGAAACUUAAGCACAUGUCUCGACUCUAACUUGCUGCAGAUUCCCCCCGUUAGCCAUCUCAAAUCACAAUCAUUGCCACGCGGUUAUGAAAACUCAUCUGAAAAUUCAGAAACUGGAAAUAAUUUAGAUUUCAUCGCUGGGAAAACAGUAUCGAACCCUGCUUUGGGCGAAGGCACAGUAGCUCCCAUUUUAAUCGAAAACAAAACCAGUUUAAAUUCCCAAUUAAUUUCUCCAGGUUGUGCGACAAGCAACUCAAGUAGUUACAGUACAAUUCCACUACAAAGGAAAGGCGACAAUCGUAAUCCAGUAUCUGGUUUUAAAUUGGAAUGGGAGCAAUCUCCGAGCGAAAACAGGCGUCGAGAUUUCAUUCCAUUAUCUCUUGGUAACAGUCCUGAUAGUUUCAGGCACAGAUCAGUCCAAAGCGAUCAAAAUUCACACCAGACUCCAAGUGGACAAAAUACACUGAAAGAGCUAUCUUCGCCAGUAGUUAAUAAUACAUCGUCCAACUAUUAUUCAGAGUCUACUUUGGAAAAAGAGGGGAGAGGCAAAAUCAGUUACACCUAUUCUCCCGCCGCCGGAGACAAAGGAGCCGAUAUUUACAAUAGAACUUCCGCAAACUGUUCCAUUUCACCAGUCAUAAACAACGCCAGCACUGAUGAUAAAGAGCACGAAAACAACAACCACGACCAAGAUAAUGGCAUCAACAACAGUGGUAAGAACAGCACAUUGGAGCUGGGAAGUAUUACCAACCAGAUCAACGAUAUUAUAGACAGUCUAACCCAAAAUUACACAACUAGUAAUAGCAUUACUAUCAAGUCUAAUACAGCGUCCUUCAUACUAAAUAACUCUUCAAGCGAACAACCUAGUCCCAUUGUAUCGCAAUGCGAAGUUAACCCAAAGUUCGUAUCUCUCAAAAACUUAACCUCCUCCAAAACCAACUCUACAUCAUCUUCAAGUAACAACAUAGAUUUACUUGAUAACUACACAACAUCAAAAAUGAAUGUUUCCAGUUUUCAAAGGCAGAACCAAUUGCAUAUAGAUAACAACAACAGCCGGCCAACUUCGAGGGAAAUUUCUCCUAGGCGAAGCCCCUUGCCACCUCCUAAGGUAAUGUGCUCCACCAACCCACUGUCAAUAAACCUGCACCAUACCCAAGAGCAAAAUUACCAUUUGAACACUCAGCCAACACAACAAAACUACAACUUGAACUCGCAGCCACUCGAAUCAAGUUACCAGAUGCAUACCCAGGCGACGACACACCAGAACAGUUUCAGUCUUGCCAGCAGCGGGUAUCACUCGGGCAAAGCUGAGCACUCACCGAGCUCAGCGCAAGACGACAGCAGCUUAGCCACUCAUCGGGAAUACGAUGACACGUCGCUUAAUUUUUGGUCACGCCCCAGUGGAGGUAAAACGCCCAGCGCCUCAAACACUAUCGAUUCGUCUUCAAACGGUAGUGGUAACAUGGAAAACGCGAUGGAUUUUAGCGGGAACGAAGGCAACUUUGGGGAGCUGAUGAGCGAGGUGAAUAGGGGGAGGGGUAAUUUGGAUAAUUUCGGGGUGGGAAGUGGUACGAAUAUUAAUGACGACGACAACAACAGCAGCGGCAGCAAAGACACCACUUUAUCUCACAAUACCAUAAGCUCAACGACGAACAAACAGUGCUGCAAACAGACAGUAGAAAAUAUUCUGAGCAUCAGCAGUCUUUUAGAAGACAUAGAGUCCGAAUUACAUCGCAUUUUACACGAGGCUAAGCCACACAGCAUACACAAGAGCGAGUUGUCGGAUCGAAUACACAAUGUCACCGGCUCUCAAUGCAGCAGCGGAGGAGGAACUUUAAGACGCAAGUGGGAACGAAGUGUAUUCCGCACGGACAAAAACAACUUCAACAGCAGAAGUGUAUCUGCCUCUGACGUCACAAAUUCUACCAUACGACGACCAGCAGCGGAUAUUUUUGACGACGACUAUGUUCCGUUCGACUUCCAACUGUUAGAUGUAGCGGAAAAGAUCAAAGAGGUGAACAACUUGGCCAAAGGGGUAAACUUGUCUGAAAACAUUUCCGACCGCAUUGCCAACAUCAACAGCAGGUGGCGAGAUAUUCGUUCCGACAUGCAGGGCUACAUGAUCAAGGAGAAGGACCUGGACCUUAGCUAUACCAUGAGUGCUCCCUGGAAACGAAAAGUAGCAUCAAAUGGAGUGCCCUAUUUUUUGGACACCUCGGCCAACAAAACCCAGUGGGACCACCCGCUAUUCCUCAUGCACCUUCGAAACGUCGAGGAAAAGACACGCGAAGUGCAGUUGUCAGCUUACAAAAUAGCUCUCAAAUGCAGGGCGACACAAAAAUUCUUUAUAUUAUCCCAUCUCAAAGCUGAAGAUAUUCUUGAAAUAUGUAUGGAUUAUGCAACAACGGCUGUCAUUACUGUAAGCCACCUCGAGAAAAUUCUAAAACGGAUUUACAGCGAGUUUGUCAAGGCCUCAAAACGACCUCUGGUUUCUGAUCUCCUCAUGAAUUGGAUUAUCAGAAUGUAUGAUCCCAGGAGGUCGGGUUCGCUUCGCUUCGACUCUCUACUCACUGCCUUGAUACUCAUGAGCAACUCAACUCCCUCCGAAAAAUUCUACUAUUUGUUUAAAUUAGUGGCCGAUGAACAUAUGAUUCUGGAUCAGUCAAGGUUAUCCAUUCUUCUAUACGACAUAAUUCAGGUACCUCUGAGUUUCAUUACCCCUCCCGAUUCUCCAACGGAUUCCCAGGCAUCUGGAGACUCUUCCGCCAGCAGUAUCCGAUGUUCCAGGUCCUCUUCCGAUUUCAUGAACAGUACCACCUUCAACAUCGAGGGUGCAGUCCAGUCGUGUCUCUCAUUUAAACCCAAAGCGACGCCAGAAGAACUUUGUCGCGGCAUGGUUACGAUAGAUUUACGAAACUGGAUGAGUUGGGUGAAUGAGGAACCCCAAUGUCUCGUUUGGGCAUCACUCAUUCACCGAAUCACCAUGUCGGAGGAAACGGUGCAUAAACACAAAUGCUCCGUAUGUGCUACGUACCCCAUAAAAGGGUUCAGAUACCGCUGCAUGAAAUGCUUCAAUUUCAACUUGUGCCAAAACUGUUUCUUCAUGGGAUUAAAUUACCAAUUUCAUAAACCAACACACCCAAUUCAAGAGUACUGCACUUCUCAAACAUCUAGCGAAGGGGUGCGGGUGAUGCUUACAGUUCUCAAAAAUAGGUUCAUUCCUUCGAAAUACCAAUUGGCCUACCUUCCUACAGCUAACAGUAACUUGAGCACCAACUGCGAUUUGAGGUCUUCUUCGUAUUAUGAAAUGUCCAAAGCACCACGAGAUGAAAGCGCAGUUAACGAACGCAAAAACAGUUCAAAAACUGACAAAUACGAUGAUAAUCAACUCUUGUGCUUGUCUACAAACUCAUUUCGGCCCAUCAGAGCAAAAAGCGUCGACGAUUUAGACCGACGAAACUCUUUGAACUCUUCAAAACAGGGAAGAAUUAGUAGUCUUACAGCCUACGAUCAAAACGUGAUGCAAUCAUCAUCUCCAAGCUCAAUUCUGAGCAACAAACUUCCACGAAACAAUUCCGUACUAUCAUCGUCUCAAGCUAACAAUGCAUAUACGUUGAGAAAACAGGCGUCAAAGAAUGUGCAAUUUAUUCAGACACCGGUCAACGGGAGAAAACUGUCUGAAAACAGCGGGCAAACCAAUCAACAGCAACAACAGCAGCAGCAACAACAACAACAUCAUCAACAGCAGCAGCAGCUACAACAGCAGAAUGCAAAUCAUGUUUCUUUUCACCUGUUGACCAGGUCGAAUGACUCGCUGUGCGACCAAGUGAGUGGAUCUGUUCACAUGGGGGUGCCCCCUAGACAUAACUCUGCCACGCCUUCUCUCUGCAGAUCAUCUUCCACUUUUCGUGGAAAUGGCAAAAACUAAAUAGCAAUAUAUCAUUGAGGAAUUGAACUUUAAAUUUACACGAAUAUAUUUUAUG